AUAAGAUGAUCGCGGCAUCAGCUGAGUCAGUCAUUCUUUCGCAGACUGCGACAACAUCAGGAUCAUUCGGUUUUUACGCGAUACGGUGGUGAUAUAUAAAUAACAAGUUAUACAUAUAAGCAUUACUAUUUCACGGUUUUUCCGCGUUGACUUACUUUGUCGACGAUACAAUCAGAAAGAUGGAUAUUAGGAUCUUCGCGCUGGUUGCUCUCAUCGCUGUCCUGGGAUCCUUUACGGAGGCCCGAUCCCCCUUUGGUUAUCCUUACGGAAAUGGAGGACUACGCGUCGACAGACCGUCGGCCAGUUUCGCCGCGAUGUCCAGGUUGAAGCGAGCAGUCGAUGAUUCGAAUGGUGAGAGUACCACCACUCAAGCUACAACGACCUCCUCGACAACUGAUCCCACAACCACACCAUCAUCAACCACACCAUCAUCAACCACACCUCCUACAACCCCGUCCACAGAGCCAACCACAACACCUACCACCACCACCACCACAGAGGCGACGUCUCCCACGACCACUCCGACCUCCACUUCCGCCACUACUCCUACUACUACUUCAACAACCCCAUCCACUACACCUAGCACGACAACUUCGGAAAGCACGACACCGACUUCUGAGCCGAAGAAUCCAAACGACAUUCAAUCACGUUUGAAUACCGACGCACCCGAACCCGAAGACUCCAAUAAGAAACCUGGACCAUCCAAGGACGGUGCGCCAACUCCUGGACCAUACUUUGGCGCUCCUGGAUUCGGCUUUGGCGGUUAUGGUCCAGGUUUCGAUCCCUAUUUCGGUUAUCCUGGAUUCAACUCUAUACCAGGUUAUAGCCCAAACUAUGCGUGGACUGGUACAAACAACGGGCCAGGAUACGCGUCUGCAGGCUCGUCCGCCGGAAGCUUUGGGUAUCCGGGAAUGGGAUAUCCAAUGGCGUUCCCCACGCCGUUUCCCACAGCGGGAUCACCAACGGCAUUCCCGACGGGAUCACCGUCUUUCGGUAGUCGAGGAGGAUUUCCGGAUAACUCACCGAACCAGGAUAAUUCACUAAACAAGGAUAACUCACCAAACCAGAACGGAUACAAUUUCGGCGGAGAUCCGUUGUAUAACUCAGGAUCCGGACUCUUUUACCCAGGACAAUUUCCUAAUUACAACGAUCCCACUUUUGACAUGAUUAAACAAAUUCAGGCGCAAAUCGAGGCGCAACAACAGGCCACUAUGGAUUUCCACAAUCGUUUAGCCAAUGAAGCCGCUAAUUACGGGAAUUACGGUGGCGGCACACCGCAGAUUUCGAGCGCCAGCAUAGGCUUAGGUCCAUACGGUGGUUUCCAAUCUGGCCAAAUCAGUCCCGCUGCUCCAGGAAUAGAGUCCAGAUUUGCCGAAGAUCUUCCUGCGCCAUCGGGUAAUAGCUACGGAGUAUUUGCUAGUUCUAGUUCCUCCAGCAUGACCGGUCCGGAUGGCAGGCCGAUUAAUCGUAAAUCGUCUAUUACUGGCGUUAAUGACAACGGAAGAAUUUCUUUCCGCACUGUGCAUGAUUAAUUAAACUUUAUCCCUAAUUAUAUCUAUUUUUAUAAUCAUUAAUUUACUAUUGUGUGUUGUAUACAGUGUUACUAUGAUAACGAUAAAGUUUUAUAUAAUUCAAAAUUGAUGUUGCAAAGUAAAAUUGUGACACAGAAUUUUCGAAACUCAGGCUCAAAUAUUUCCUUAAGAUUGCCAUACAAAUACUCAAGUUUUUUUUUAGAAUUAAUAGAUUCUCUCUAUAAGAUUAAAGUUAUCACUUUUAUAUGACUUUCUAUAAUUGUUGAUAGCUUGAUCUUUUUCUACCUGUUCGCGAGCAAGAAUUGCUUGCGAUGCCAAUUUAAAAAUCUUAAUAAACUUUCUUGUACUAGUGUUAUGUUCUACUCGAGUAAUAUCGAAUAAAUGUACAACUAUUCUGCAUUUAAUUACUUGUUUAAAUAUAUUUAUGUUAUCAUAUAUUCAUUGUAUCUAUUAUGCAUAAAUUAAACUCUUGACGCUU
This is a messenger RNA of Vollenhovia emeryi, 2010 nucleotides long. RefSeq names its product putative protein TPRXL. The coding region runs from base 180 to 1532 and encodes 450 amino acids. NCBI's taxonomy places the organism in Eukaryota, Metazoa, Arthropoda, Insecta, Hymenoptera, Formicidae. The transcript is spliced from 5 exons. The record is from RefSeq and is a predicted model, not a curated record.